AUGUCCAACACAAAUCAACCCCCACAAAAGAAAACAACACCAACCCCGCAAAACCACCUCUCCUUUGAUCCCUGGAAUAGCAGCGCCACGGGCCACCAACGGGCCGAUUCCUCGACAGGAACCGCCUGGCGUCGAACAAGAGAAGAGAAACUGGCUCGACAGUUCAAUUCCGUAUCGGGUGACUGUACGGAUUCCCUCGGGGAUGUUACAUCCCUUCGCAAAGAAGAGAAAGGGGAGUGGGUAUGGGCUCAUACGAAUCGGGGGGAGUUGAGGGAUCCAGGGCAGCAGGAUAUCCGGUCCAUGAUGCGCGUGGGAAAGCGGCCUAGGGGUGUGUCAGACUCAGGAAAGGACGGGGAAUCAUCCCAGAGGAAGUUGAAGGCUUCAAAAGUCGCUGGUUUGGGGGUGAAUGCGUCAAUUAGUUCUUUGGAUGAGUUGGUGUCGUCGCCGUCACCAUUAUCGAUUGAGGUCAAGGAUGUACCGCAGGUUUUUAAGGGCGUUACGGUUUAUAUUAACAGCACUUAUCAUCCAAGGGUCUCGGAUCACUAUUUGAAACGGCUCCUCACCAUGCAUGGUGCUGCAAUUUCGCUGUCCCUUUCGAGAAAGGUCUCCCAUGUUAUUGUUGCGAGGCCUAAUGCGGGGCCUGGGAUGGGCGCUGGUGGGGGACUUGCGGUUUCAAAGUUACAGAAGGAGAUCUUGCGGGGUGGGUGGAAGGGGAUCAAGGUCGUUUUCAUUGAAUGGGCCCUGGAGAGUAUCGAGGCUGGGAAGCGGUUGUCUGAGGCUAAGUUUGCGAUGGAUAUCAUGCCAAAGGGGCAAAGGAGUGUUCUGUCUUUUACUGGCAUCUGA
Molecule: messenger RNA, 843 nt
Organism: Aspergillus pseudotamarii
Lineage: Eukaryota; Fungi; Ascomycota; Eurotiomycetes; Eurotiales; Aspergillaceae
Exons: 2
Coding region: 1-843 (280 amino acids)
Source: RefSeq, a predicted model, not a curated record